Chironomus riparius is the source of this 320-nucleotide messenger RNA. NCBI's taxonomy places the organism in Eukaryota, Metazoa, Arthropoda, Insecta, Diptera, Chironomidae. The record is from the annotation of a GenBank genome assembly.
AUGGCUCCAAAUACAGACGGAAUCAGUUUUAUGGACAAAAAUAUCGAGAUUAUGCUGAUAAUUGCAGCAGUUAUAUUCAGCAUUAUUCUAAUAACAACUAUAGUCUAUGCUGUAAAGUUCAGGACAGUAAAUUCAGCAAUAAGAACAGAAGAUGGACAUAAUGAUCCUCCACAGCCAUCAACUUCAAAGUACGAACCAUUAUCACCAAAUGCUAUUCGAUUCGAUUCCAUGCCUUCUGUUGUGCAUUCAAGUGCUUUCCUGACAAUUCCUGCAAUCACGAGAACCUAUGAUAUAUCAAACUUGAAAUAACAUGUCCUUAA